AUGCAGACCGAGCAGUCUACGGCCUCAGACCCGUUCCCGUGGGACAUCGGCGUCUACGAUGCUCACUGCCAUCCAACGGACACGAUGUCCGCCAUCGAGGAUAUCAAAGACAUGAAAGCAGCCGCCCUGACAAUCAUGGCAACGCGCGAGCAGGACCAGGAGCUCGUUUCCCAGGUAGCACUACAAUAUAAAGACUCCAGCAAGAGCAGUCAUCAGGCUGGUGAGACGCGCGGUGACCGUAUCAUCCCUUGCUUCGGGUGGCAUCCGUGGUUCUCGCACCAGAUAUUCGAUGAUACGAAGGAUGCUCAGCCCAGGGACAGCGAAUACCUGGCAUCAAUAAAGAUAGAGCACUACAAGAGCGUAUUAACACCUUCAAUCGAGGAUGAAGAGCUCUUAAAUGAACUGCCUGUCCCAUUCUCCCUGCUGGCAUUGAUAUCAAACACCAAGGAGAGAUUACAGAGACACCCGUACGCCCUCGUCGGCGAGAUCGGACUAGACAAGUCCUUUCGAAUACCAAAAGCAUGGAGCUCAGGUACAGGUGAUGGGGAUGGAGAUGAAAGCAUGCCUUCGUCUGAUCCCUCCAUAACUCCCGGCACCAGAGGGGGAAGGGGGCUCUCUCCAUACCGUGUCAGAAUGGAACACCAGAGAGCCAUACUCAAGGCUCAGCUACGGUUGGCAGGGGAGCUACAACGGCCUGUCUCCCUACAUAGCGUCCAGGCACAUGGAGCCACUAUCGAAGUACUCCAGGAGCUCUGGGCCGGACAUGAGAAAAAAGUCAUAUCCAAUCGACAGCGCAAGAGAAGUUCAAGCGCACCCCGAGCCCAUGAAGGUGAAGAUAUCUCUCCAUCGACGUCAGAUGAAGGGAGUCCGUCGAGGAAGUUGCAGAAUAAACCCAUGCCCUUCCCGCCUCGAGUAUGCAUGCAUUCCUACUCAGGUCCGGUAGAUCCGCUAUCCCAGUUCUUCCAUCCAAAGGUUCCCCUGGACGUAUACUUUUCUUUCUCGGAAGUGAUCAACUUCCCCAACGGCUCUAAUGCAAAGUCUUCAAGUGUGAUUAGUGCCCUGCCGGAGGAUAGGAUACUGAUUGAAAGUGAUGUACAUUGUGCUGGCCAGCGGAUGGAUGAUCUGCUGGAACAGAUCGUUAGACAAGUGUGUGAUGUACGUGGUUGGUCGUUGGAAAAGGGGACCCGAAUACUUGCUGAAAACUGGAAAAGAUUUGUAUUCGGAUAA
This is a messenger RNA of Trichophyton benhamiae CBS 112371, 1227 nucleotides long. RefSeq lists its product as uncharacterized. The transcript has a single exon. The coding region runs from base 1 to 1227 and encodes 408 amino acids. The record is from RefSeq and is a predicted model, not a curated record. NCBI's taxonomy places the organism in Eukaryota, Fungi, Ascomycota, Eurotiomycetes, Onygenales, Arthrodermataceae. Gene Ontology annotation, molecular function: hydrolase activity, acting on ester bonds.